AUGGCGAUAGAAGUGGGCAAUGCGACUGUCGCGGCACAGCCAACGCGCCAGCCCUCUCGAUAUCGAUCCGCGCGGGAAGGGACUCAUACUGUGACGGGACAUGGAAGUGGGGUAGCGAUCAAAGAUGAAGGAGUGGCUCAUUCUGCUAGGCAUGGAAGCACCCAGUCAAGUGAGACCAAUCCGUCUAUUGCCAGAAGUAUGUCUCGGUACCGGCGCAAUCGACCCUCUGCUAGCAACACCUCGGGGUCUACCCCCGCCGUUCCGAAUCUCGCACAAGUCCAGGAAGCUCACCUUUCUGGCAAAAUGAACGCUACUUGCACUGCAGACGAGGAGCUCAUGCGAGAAAAACACAGACUAGAUGCGAUGGAGCAGUUGACCGGGGGAGCGCAGGUAGAGACUAAACAUUCAUAUUGGUCGCGGUCUUCUCAACCUCAACCGCAGAAAAGACGGUCAACAAAUGCAAGCAAAGAGAAGGCAACGCCGAUGCAAACACACGAAACACCCGGGGCUCGACCCACCUCAAACCCUCCUGUAACAGGGGAGCGCAAGUCUUUACUCCAGAAAGUCAAGCUAUCUAGAGCUAAAGAGCCCCACAAAGACCAGUCAAGACCAAAUUACAUCGGCGUGGGAGGAGGAGGUAUUGUUCCUGGAAUAGAUGCUCCCAUCUCAGCUAUCAAUGCCGGAGAGCGUCAUGUUCGCGUGCAAUACAGCGAUAGUUGUGUCACCUUGACAAUCACCCCUUCCACCCUCGUCUCAGACUUGCUCUUGUCGGCUGCGGAACACUUUCCUGAGAUUGACCCAGAGAAAUUUAUCUUGCGUGAAUCAUUCCAGAAACUCAGUCUGGAGCGGCCCCUGCGUCGGUAUGAGCAUGUUCGAGAUGUCAUGAACUCCUGGGCACGGGAUAGCGACAACGGUCUCAUUGUCAUUCCACCUUCCGGCAUGGAUGCCCUCAAACAAGUGAAUCCUCCACAAUUUCCAAGCGAUCAACCUGGUGACACUACGUUUUACAUUUACCAUUCUCAACGGCGCCAUAAAUGGGACAAACGGUAUGUCACUUUGCGUGCGGAUGGUCAAAUUUUCAUCUCGAAGAAACAAAACUUGAAAGACCACACGAAUAUUUGUCACUUGUCCGACUAUGAUAUCUACUCUCCCAGUGCACGAGCGAUUGCCAAAGAACUCAAGCCCCCCAAGAGAAUCUGCUUCGCUAUCAAAAGCCAGGAGAAAUCUUCCAUGUUCUUAUCGAGUGAUAAUUUUGUGCACUUCUUCUGUACCAAUGACCGGACGUUGGCCGACCAGUGGUACCAAACUGUUCAGCAAUGGCGGAGCUGGUAUCUCAUGCAAAAAACGACGGAAGUCAUGCAGUCUGCUGGCAAUGAAGCGCCUCGCCCAACACGUACUAUGACCAGGAGAGCCGAGCCGAACCCUUUCAAUGAUGGUCCCCUGGUGGAUAGGAUCCCCAGUGAUGCAGAGCCACUUUCCAGGGUACGACUAUCAGUGGACCAGCACCGGGCUCCCAAUAUCAAGCACGAGUUUCCCGAAAUGUUGAAAUUGAACAUUCACGCUCAAGACGAUGAACCGCUAGUACAAGGAAUUAGUACCGAAGAAAUAGAGGCCGAGACCUUUUCGCCCUCGGGACUGCUAGGACGCGCCUAUACCGAGAGGCACCGAUCCAUGCGUGAGCGACAGGAAAAUGAAAAGAGAAAGCAAAAUGCCGCCUUGUCUCCAGGCCUGAGUGAGGCUGUGCCCCCCGCAUACACCCCCGCAUCGAACAGCAGCAUGCUCGACCGCAGCAAGUCACUUAGCCAAAAGGGCAAACCUCUUAUCGACCUGACGCCGGUCUUCCAAGAACAGCCACAGCACACCCGCAAAGGCCGCGGCGUCACCGUCGAGCCCGGUAUGGCUCUGAUCGACGCAGCCACAGGCCCUGACCUCUUACCUAGCAGUAUGGCCAUCCCGCCAGCAGUUGCAUGGCGACGCCCGUCAGUCCCAUCGGUCGAGGUCCCUCCGAUUCCACAGGCUCGACACCGAGCCAAGUCCAUCCGCAGCGUGCGCCCUGCCCAGCCCAAGACAGACUCUAAUUCUGCAAACCAUAGCCCCAGUUCACCCGCUGUUCCGUUCUUGCCUAACAGUCUUCUUGCGAAUGUCCCCAAAGCAAGUCCUAUCCAAGGACAACCCAUUGGCCAUGGUGUUGCGACGGGUGAUCGCAAUGCUACGCGGCCGAUGCUGGAUAUGUCUCCGGAAAACCCUUUCGCGGAGGGCAGCUUGCUUCGCAAAUUAUGA
Molecule: messenger RNA, 2280 nt
Organism: Penicillium longicatenatum
Lineage: Eukaryota; Fungi; Ascomycota; Eurotiomycetes; Eurotiales; Aspergillaceae
Exons: 1
Coding region: 1-2280 (759 amino acids)
Source: RefSeq, a predicted model, not a curated record